AUGCGCAGUCAAGCGAUGGCGUCGAGCGAUGGAGACGUCCCUGGACAGAGAUCGCAUCUGAAAGUGCUCGGGGAAGUAGCUCGCGUGAGUGCGAGCGAAUACGACUACGGGCUGUUCUGGAAGGAGUACAUGCGAGCAAACAAGCCUGUCGUGCUCACAGGGCUGAUGGAGUCGUGGCGAUCGUGCGAAGAUUGGGUGUUGGAAUCUGGAGCUCCGAACUUGGAUUUCAUCGGUGAGAACUUCGGCAGCUCUCGAGUGCAGGUGGCAGAUUGUGCGAGGAAAGAGUUUUCCGACCAGAAGAGGCAGGACAUGACGGUCAGGCAGUUUGUGGACUACUGGUCGGCUCUCAGAGACGAUGCGGCCUCCAAUUGCAAUUCCGAGAGUCGACUUUUGUACCUGAAAGAUUGGCAUUUCGUCAAGGAAUUUCCUGCCUACUGUGCCUACAAUACUCCCGAGGCCUUCUCGGACGAUUGGCUGAACACCUUCCUGGACGCGUUUCAAAUGCACUCCGUGAGCGCUGAAAUCACACCGAAAUCAUCCAACGAUGACAAUCAGUGUUCCGAUUAUCGGUUCGUUUACAUGGGACCCAAGGGGACAUGGACACCUCUACACGCAGAUGUGUUGCGGUCGUACAGCUGGUCGGCCAAUGUCUGUGGGCGGAAGAAGUGGCUCUUACUGCCUCCCGAGCAGGUCGAGCUCGUGUACGACAGGUUUCGGAGAAAUACAGUGUACGACAUUUUCUCCGAGGUUUCAGAACAGCAGUUCCCAGGGUUUAGUCAGACUCGGUGGAUGGAGUGUGAUCAGGGACCGGGAGAAAUCCUUUUCGUUCCCAGCGGUUGGUUUCAUCAGGUGACGAAUGUCGAGGACACGAUUUCCAUCAAUCAUAAUUGGCUGAAUGGCUGCAACCUUCACUGGGCGUGGAAGCUGCUGAGGAAGGAGUACAGGGAAACUGUGGAAUCGAUCGAGGACAUUCGCUCCAUCGCCAACGACUUCGAGAUGUUGUGCCAACGUAAUCUUGCUGCUAAUUCGGGGAUGAAUUAUCUGGAUUUUGCCAUUUUUGUCGCAAAGAUGGUUGAUGGCAACAUCGGAUUGCUCUGGGACUUGUUCCAGAAGUCCUUUGGUGAGAAAAAGCUUGCGUUGAUCGAAGACUCGGUGUGGAAAUGUACAAUUCAUCAAUGCCUCUUCAACUUACUGCAGAUGAAGCAAAUACUUGAAGAGAUGAUCCUCGAAGACGCGUUCCAGCUGGGAGACAGUUUCGCUGUUACCGUAAACUGCAAAUUUUUGGAGUCUGUGUACAACGUUAGGGCUGAAUCAGACGACUGCACAGCUCCUCUUGAUGGCAAACUUGCUGUAGAAUAUGCGAGAAGUCCAGAGAUGCGUUUCAUCUCUGCGUUUUUUCGGGUAUUUUCUCUCAUGGAGGAUACCGUCUCCAGCCAACCUAUCGAGAUUACAGAUCUUCUUACAGAAGAUGACCAAAAUCUGAGUGAUGCCAAAUUGGACCAAGAGUUACCGAGACAAAGAGCUGCAGAAGAUUCGGGACCGCUUCUCAUUCUGAAAGCUAUCCAGUAUGUGCUGGAUACGGCAAGUGGAGCCGGACUUAUGGCCUCAUAUAUAGACCAAUGUUCAGUAACAAUACCAGUAACCUUGACUCUCAAUCAGCCCUGA
Messenger RNA from Marchantia polymorpha subsp. ruderalis, 1665 nucleotides. The record is from the annotation of a GenBank genome assembly. Lineage: Eukaryota; Viridiplantae; Streptophyta; Marchantiopsida; Marchantiales; Marchantiaceae.